CGUGCUCCACGCGCCGGCAGCUGUCCAAGCAGCGCUGCUAGCGCGCGCCAGACAGCGCAUCUUUCUUGCCUGGACAACUGUGCUUACGAUCAUGACUGCAGCGAGGUGUACAAGUGCUGCGCAUCCAGCUGCGGACCUAUGCCUGGAACCCGUGGGCUUGCGCAACAACAGCCUGUUGCCCACCAUACCAAAGAUCUUGGCCUACAAGCUGCCGCGCAGCCACAAGGUGGAGUUGACUAUUGAGUCCUCGCUGCUGCCGUAUUAUUUUCAUGUCGAGGUGCGCUCACACAUUGGACGUUUGUUUUCGGCACGCAAGCUGGGCAUGUGGCAGCCACAGCGCGUGGAGAAGAUUCUGGAGACGACCAGCAGUCGCAGCAAAUUCAUGGAUAUAUUCUUCAACAUACGUCCAGGUCGCUGGUACCAGGUGCGAGUGGCAGCUGUUAAUGCUUAUGGCUUUCGUGGCUACUCGCAGCCCUCACGUCCAUUCACUUUAGCUACCAAUCCCAAGCCACCUAAAGCGCCCAACGAUCUGAAAGUCAUUGCCAAGCAUUAUGAUGGACGUCGCUAUAUGAGCGUGCGCUUGGUCUGGUGUCCAUCCAAAUCGAAUUUACCCGUGGAGAAAUACAAAAUCAUUUGGUCGCUCUACAUAGGCAAUAAGGAGCCCUUGAGCAAGGAAGCUACCAUCUUUACAGAGAAGGCAUAUGUUAAGGACACGCAUCAAUUCGAGAUUAAUAAACUGCUGGCCAACUCUUCCUACUACAUUCAAGUGCAGGCCAUGUCAAUAAGCGGAGCACGUCGUCUAAAGUCGGACAAGAAGGCGCUGCUAUUCAAUACAACGCUGCAACCUAUGGAGCCGCAAGCGCCACUCGAGUGUGGCACGCAUAGCUACAGGCAUAGACACCAUCAACAUGCCAGCAGCAGCAUCAGCCUGGAGUUGAGUUCCACGCCAACAAUAAACACCAAUGAACUGGCGGGCAGCGUGGAGUUGGCAGUUGGCAGCAGAGCGAACUAUGAAGUACGUUUCCGUUUAAACCGGAAAUUUGGCAUGAUUGUGCAAAUUUUGGGAUUUCAGCCACACAAGGAGAAAGUGUACGAACUGUGCCCCCAAGAAACGAAUUGUGAGCAGCGCGAAUUCAGCGCCAUUCGUGUGAAAAAGGAUUCAUUAGAGUUUAGCAAAUUAAAAUAUAAUACAACUUACAUGCUGAAGGCGUUGCAUCCGGAGCACAAUUCCGUGCUGGCUGACAAUGACCAGGACAACAAUAAGCCAUUUGUAUUUACCACGCCCAAGUGCGAAAGCUUUCGCAAGCGUUUUCCCAAAAUGCAAAUCAAGUGCAGCGAUUGAUGCACUGCACUUGUAACUCACAGAACUUGAGAUUAUAACUUACUAGCUUGUAAAUAAUUGUAUUUACCAACUUGAUUUUUUACAUAUUGUUAACUUUAAGCAU
Drosophila busckii is the source of this 1445-nucleotide messenger RNA. It is a transcript of the gene Kal1, whose product is annotated as anosmin-1. Gene Ontology annotation, molecular function: protein binding. Gene Ontology annotation, cellular component: cell surface. The record is from RefSeq and is a predicted model, not a curated record. Lineage: Eukaryota; Metazoa; Arthropoda; Insecta; Diptera; Drosophilidae. Gene Ontology annotation, biological process: neuron differentiation.